Aspergillus homomorphus CBS 101889 is the source of this 1407-nucleotide messenger RNA. RefSeq names its product histidine phosphatase family protein. Lineage: Eukaryota; Fungi; Ascomycota; Eurotiomycetes; Eurotiales; Aspergillaceae. The coding region runs from base 1 to 1407 and encodes 468 amino acids. The transcript has 2 exons. The record is from RefSeq and is a predicted model, not a curated record. Gene Ontology annotation, molecular function: acid phosphatase activity.
AUGGGCUUCUUCUCGGUCUUGCUUUCGCUCUACCUCCUGUCUGGCGCAUCUGCCGGUCCGGUGGUCAGAUCCUCCAAGCAGAACUCCUCGUCCUGCGACAGUGUCAACCAGGGAUACAAUUGCUUCUCCGAGAUCUCGCAUCUCUGGGGUCAAUACUCCCCUUACUUCGCUGUCAAAGAUGAGUCGUCCAUCUCCCCCGAUAUCCCUAAGGGUUGCCACGUCACCUUCGCACAAGUGAUCUCCCGCCACGGUGCGCGGUAUCCCACCGCGUCCAAGUCCGCAAAAUAUGCCAAGGUGAUUGCGAAGAUCCAAGCUGGCGCGACAUCUUACAAAGGGAAAUAUGCGUUCCUCGAGACCUACAACUACACCUUGGGGUCGGAUGACCUGACUUCCUUCGGAGAGCAGCAAAUGGUGGACUCGGGAAUCCAGUUCUAUCAGCGCUAUGCAUCUCUAGCGAAGGACGCGCUUCCCUUCGUUCGUGCCUCUGGGUCAAGCCGGGUGAUUGCUUCCGGCAAUAAGUUUAUCCAAGGCUUUCAGGACACCAAGCUCAAUGACACCCGGGCCUUGCCCGGUCAGCUUGCGCCUUAUGUCAAUGUGGUGAUCUCGGAAAACGCCAAUGCCAACAACUCCUUGGACCCCAGCACUUGCACGGUCUUUGAGGACAGCGAGCUGGGUGACGAUGUGGCCGCCAACUUUACUGCCAUUUUCACACCGCCCAUUUUGAAACGGCUGGAGACGAACCUCCCGGGCGUGAACCUCACGGAGAAAGAGGUCGUCUACCUCAUGGACAUGUGCUCCUUCGACACCAUCGCGCAAUCGAAGCCCGAGACUCAGCUCUCCCCUUUCUGUGACCUCUUCACUCACGAGGAAUGGGAGCAGUACAACUACCUCCGCUCCUUGGAGAAGUACUACGGGUACGGUGCGGGGAACCCCCUGGGCCCGAGUCGGGGUGUCGGAUUCACCAACGAGCUGAUUGCUCGUCUGACACAUACCGCUGUUCACGAUGAGACCAGUACCAACCGCACUCUGGACUCGAACCCUGCCACGUUUCCCUUGAACUAUACCCUCUACGCGGACUUCACGCACGACAACGGGAUGAUACCUAUUUUCUUUGCCCUGGGUCUGUACAAUGGCACUAAGCCCCUGUCCAAGACGACGGUGGAGUCCACGAAGGAGACCGAUGGGUUCUCUUCCGCAUGGACCGUGCCAUUCGGUGCGCGAGCCUACGUUGAGAUGAUGCAGUGUGAGGCUCAGCCGGAGCCUCUUGUGCGGGUGCUGGUCAAUGACCGUGUGGUUCCGCUGCACGGCUGUUCCGUUGACAAGCUGGGUAGAUGCCGGCGGGAUGACUUCGUUCGGGGAUUGAGCUUUGCUAGAUCUGGUGGGAACUGGGACCAAUGUUUUGCUUAA